Molecule: messenger RNA, 691 nt
Organism: Suillus plorans
Lineage: Eukaryota; Fungi; Basidiomycota; Agaricomycetes; Boletales; Suillaceae
Exons: 2
Coding region: 180-470 (96 amino acids)
Source: RefSeq, a predicted model, not a curated record
UGACGCAAGCUCACAUUCUGUUACCACUUUUCAUUGCUCCUUUUUCGUUCUUUCGUUCCAGUGAAUUGGUUGCUAACCAAAAUGGAUCUAGGUAUUAUGGCAAUACGACAAUAACAGCUACAUUGUUUCUACCUGAUGGUGACUUGACGGUAGCAUUUGGAGUGAUAUUUCACCUCUAUAUGCAAACGAUAUUCACUGUCCUCCUGUUACCCACUGUUGUCUCACUCGAGUUUCUCAUGUUAUUUUCACAGGAACCAAUAGAACCUCUCGGUGAUGGCAAUCGUGCGUUGGGGCCUAUUCUGAUCGUGGCUGUGAAACAGACAUUGACGAAGCUCUCGCUUUUCUUUUCUCGGCGCACAUACUGGCUAACGGGCUCGCGCUUGCCUCGAAUGUGCUUUCUUCUCUCCACAAAGCUCAAGAACCACGAAUCACGUUUUAUUUUCAUCCUUACUACUCCUGUUGGACAGUGAAACGCAAACAGAUUCCUUUGCGACUACUCUCAAAGGCUGCCAAGGUUUCACUUUCUCGCACAGUUCUCGAUUUCAGAACAGAUCCUUUUGCUCAUUGGUCAACCAUAUGUCCCGUGUCAAAAGCCGUCAAGUUUCUAGAGGAGACGAAGAAAAUUGGUGCAAAUAUAGUGUACAAAAGUCUGCGUUUGUAAUAAUUUUAAAGCAACAACUGAAGGUCACCG